UAGUAUAUUGGGUGAAUAUGCUGAAUGCAUUGGGUUGUUGUCUUUUCCGUCAAAAAUCUUUCCUGCAUUAUUUGAUCAACAAAUAAAAAACAAAAAUGUGGCCAAUAAUUAUGGCUCUCCUGCGGCGCAAUGCUGUUUAUAUCACUUUACCAGCUGCUGCCGUCGUUGGCUUCGUUGGUUAUAAUUUAGAAAGUCUUCUAUCCGACAAAUACACGCCAUAUAGUCCUUCCAUACAAGAGAUCCGCUCUCAGCGCCAAGUUGCUGAAAAUUUAGUAGAAAACGCAGUUAAUGUGGAGAAAUUAAAGUUGUCUAGCUCCGUGCUAGAGCGAAAUUUAUCACCGUCAUUGCAGCCGAAGGCGUGAUUGCUGAAUAGGUUGUUACCUAAUUAUAAGGAAUGUAAAAUAAAAUUAUAGUUGAAUAAAAUAGUAAAAAAAAAA
Drosophila hydei is the source of this 437-nucleotide messenger RNA. Its product is annotated as small integral membrane protein 12-A. The record is from RefSeq and is a predicted model, not a curated record. The transcript has 2 exons. The coding region runs from base 96 to 362 and encodes 88 amino acids. NCBI's taxonomy places the organism in Eukaryota, Metazoa, Arthropoda, Insecta, Diptera, Drosophilidae.